AUGUUGGAAGAUCGAUCAUUAGAUUCGUGUUUGAUUUCAAGGGUUUUCUCAAGCUCUCGUAUUUCUGAAUCAAACUGGUCUAAGUCUUACAUGUAUCCAGAGGAUGAUGAUAAAGCUAGUAAUAAGCUCAGUAAUGGAAAAAGAGGAGCUUUGGAGGUUGUUGGUGAGAUUAGACAAACUAAAUCACUUAAGCUAAUGGGUUUUUCGAUUACGUAUGAUAGCGAUUCUUCUGACUAUUCAUUGAGUGGGGAAGGGGAAGGUGAUGGUUCAGUGAGACAGGAGCAAGAACAAUCUGAUUCUAACAACAAUGGUGGUGAUUCAUCGGAGGAUUCACAUUCUCUUAUCAAUGAGAUUGGUCGGGACAAUUCGAUUGACUGUUUGAUCCGUUGCUCGAGGUCUGAUUACGGCUCUAUUGCUUCAUUGAAUCGGAAUUUCCGUUCUUUGGUUAAGAGUGGGGAUGUUUAUAGAUUGAGGCGACAGAACGGGUAUGUCGAACAUUGGGUGUAUUUCUCUUGCCAGCUCUUGGAAUGGGUUGCGUUCGAUCCUGUAGAGAGAAGGUGGAUGCAGUUACCAACAAUGCCUUUUAGUGUUACCUUCAUGUGUGCCGAUAAGGAAUCUUUAGCCGUUGGGACAGAUCUCCUUGUAUUAGGAAAAGAUGAUUUUUCUUCUCAUGUAAUAUACAGAUACAGUCUUCUCCAUAAUUCUUGGUCUUCUGGUAUGAAGAUGAACUCUCCGAGGUGUUUGUUUGGAUCGGCGAGUCUUGGAGAGAUUGCUAUAUUCGCUGGUGGCUGCGAUUCUCAGGGAAAGAUCCUUGAUUUCGCGGAAAUGUAUAACUCUGAGCUUCAAACUUGGAUUACUCUUCCGAGGAUGAACAAACCGAGGAAGAUGUGUUCCGGGGUUUUCAUGGACGGGAAGUUCUUUGUAAUUGGGGGAAUUGGUGGUGCUGAUUCUAAAGUCCUGACUUGCGGUGAGGAAUAUGAUUUGGAGACAAAGAAAUGGACUCAAGUCCCUGACUUGUCGCCUCCAAGAAGCCGUGCUGAUCAAGCUGAUAUGUCACGAGCAGCAGAAGCACCGCCUCUUGUUGCGGUUGUGAAUAACCAAUUGUACGCUGCUGAUCACGCUGAUAUGGAAGUGAGGAAGUACGAUAAGGAGAAAAAGAAAUGGUUAACUGUCGGAAGAUUGCCUGAAAGAGCUGGCUCGGUUAACGGAUGGGGACUUGCUUUUAGAGCUUGUGGGGAGCGGUUAAUCGUUAUAGGUGGACCGAAGUACUCGGGAGGUGGGUUUAUAGAGCUGAAUUCUUGGAUACCGAGGGAGGGUGGUCCACCACAAUGGACAUUGCUCGAUAGGAAACAUUCUCCUAAUUUCGUUUACAAUUGCGCGGUGAUGGGUUGCUAA
Molecule: messenger RNA, 1395 nt
Organism: Arabis nemorensis
Lineage: Eukaryota; Viridiplantae; Streptophyta; Magnoliopsida; Brassicales; Brassicaceae
Source: the annotation of a GenBank genome assembly